AUGUGGCACGGAACGACAAUCUCCCGAAGUAAUGCGCCGGGCCGUCCUUUCGAGCAGCAAAAGAUGCACAUCGUCUCACUCUUCCUGUCUCUCAGCGCCUUCUUCUUCUUGUAUGCAACUGCCUCUCCAGCGCUUCAAGUCCCAACUCCUGUGAGCCUGGCCAAACGGGCUGCACGUACAUCCCCGCCUGCUGGGGCAGUUGUCGUUCGGGGGUCUGGUACAUAUCACGAGAAGGUCCUCAUUACUCGCGCCGGUCCGUUAACCAUUUAUGGCUCGACGGCAGACACCUCGUCAUACACAUCAAACACGGUUACAAUCACAUUCUCCGACUCUGCAGCGGCGGAAGGGAGCGAUGAUCCAAGUGGGACGCUGCGUGUGAAGAAGGACAACUUCGCAAUGUACAACGUAAAUGUGAAGAACACGUUCGGCGUUGGCUCUCAAGCACUCGCUCUGAGCGCAUAUGGGACAAAUCAAGCAUAUUAUGGCUGUGGCUUUUACGGAUACCAAGACACGCUGCUCACCGAGACGGGCAAUCAAUUCUAUGGUGUCUGCUACAUCGAAGGCACUGUCGACUUUAUUUGGGGGCAACAUGCACGGACGUGGAUCCAACGAAGUGUUAUCGCCUCAACAGCAGCUGGGUCUAUCACUGCCGAUGGUCCAAGCAGUGCAUCCGAUAACAGCAUAUGUGCGUUCUAUCGCUAUUUGCUUAUUUUCUCGUGUCUGUUUGGUCAAUCUAAUGACUUCAAUACAUUGACAGUUGUGAUCAAUUGCUCGAAUAUCAUCCAAAGCUCUGCUGCGACCACUUCUCUCACAGGGAAAGUGUACCUCGGCCGACCAUGGACCCAGUGGGCUCGCGUUGUUUACACAUCCUGCACGCUCGGCGCGCAGAUUAAUUCUGCGGGGUGGUCCGUCUGGUCGUCUUCCACGCCAAACACCCGGGAAUGUCUUGUUUGCUGA
Messenger RNA from Mycena indigotica, 957 nucleotides. Its product is annotated as Carbohydrate esterase family 8 protein. The coding region runs from base 1 to 957 and encodes 318 amino acids. Gene Ontology annotation, biological process: cell wall modification. Gene Ontology annotation, molecular function: pectinesterase activity. The record is from RefSeq and is a predicted model, not a curated record. The transcript is spliced from 7 exons. NCBI's taxonomy places the organism in Eukaryota, Fungi, Basidiomycota, Agaricomycetes, Agaricales, Mycenaceae.